AUGCCACCCCCUGCAGAGGUGACGGACCCGUCCCACGCCCCCGCUGUCCUGCAUCAGCUCAAUGAGCAGCGGCUCCGCGGCCUCUUCUGUGACGUCACCCUCAUCGCUGGAGACACCAAGUUCCCGGCUCACCGCAGCGUCCUGGCCGCCUCCAGCCCCUUCUUCAGAGAAGCCCUGCUUGCCUCGGCGCCGCUGCCGCUCCCGCCGCUCCCCGGAGGCGCAGCUCCCAGCCCCGCGACCGCCACAGCUGCCGCCUCCUCCUCCUCCUCCUCACCCCCGACUCCAGCCUCCCCUCACUCCUCGUCCCCUCCACGGGUCCUCGAGCUGCCCGGGGUCCCAGCGGCUGCCUUUUCCGACGUCCUCAACUUCAUCUAUAGUGCCCGGCUCGCGCUCCCGGACGGCGGAGGGGAUGGGGCGGCUGUGGCAGAAAUCGGAGCUCUGGGGCGGCGGCUGGGUAUCUCCCGCCUGCAGGGCCUGGGGGAAGGAGGUGAUACUUGGGUACCCCCUGUUCCACCGCCCCUGGCCACCUCACAUGCUGAAGAGGACGGUUUGGGGCCAGGGCUUAGACCAGACGGCGAGUGGGUGGGCGACAAGGCUGAGCCCCCGGCUCCCGACUCCCAGCCCUCCCUGUCCCGGCGGCCCUUCCCCUGCCCGCGAUGUGGCAAAAGCUUCAUCCACCCCAAGAGGCUGCAGACACACGAGGCCCAGUGUCGGCGGGGGUCCAACACCCGGGGCCCGGCAGGCCUGGGAGCCGGGAGCGCUGGCCCUGGGGGUCCUGCAGGAGUGGAUGCCUCGGCCCUGCCACCACCCGUGGGCUUCAGAGACGGCCCCGAGCAUGUGGUGAAGGUGGUGGGCGGCCAUGUGCUUUAUGUGUGUGCGGCCUGUGAGCGUUCCUACGUGACCCUGUCCAGCCUCAAGCGGCACAGCAAUGUCCACUCGUGGCGGAGGAAGUACCCCUGCCGCUACUGCGAGAAGGUGUUUGCCCUGGCCGAGUACCGCACCAAGCACGAGGUGUGGCACACGGGAGAGCGCAGGUACCAGUGCAUCUUCUGCUGGGAAACCUUUGUCACCUAUUAUAACCUGAAGACCCACCAGCGAGCCUUCCAUGGCAUUAGCCCCGGCCUCCUAGCCAGUGAGAAGACACCCAAUGGAGGCUACAAGCCCAAGCUUAAUACCCUCAAGCUGUACCGCCUGCUCCCCAUGCGGGCAGCCAAGCGGCCCUACAAGACCUACAGUCAGGGAGCCCCCGAGGGCCCUCCUCCUCCACGCCUCCACACACCGGCCCCUGCAGCAAUGCCAGCCACCCCCCCAGCCCUCCCCCCACCUGCCCCAGAGCCUGGUCCUCCUGCCUCCGUCAUUGCCUUUGCUCACCCCGCUCCCUCUGUCAUUGUCCACGGGAGCAGUGGCUGUGGUGGAGCCGGGGGUGGGCCAGCCGGCACGGGAGGGUCCCAAGCUGCCUCAGUCAUCACUUAUACGACUCCUCCAAGACCCCCCAAGAAACGCGAGUACCCACCUCCUCCCCCUGAGCCUGCAGCAACCCCCACCUGCCCAGCCACGGCUGCAGGGCCAGCCUCAGCCGCGGACGAGGCCAAGGGCCGGAAUCUGCGGGCUGGGAGGACUCUGACCUACACAGCCAAACCCGUGGGCGGGGUCAGUGGGAGUGGGGGUUCCCCCCCAGGGACAGGCCGAGGCUCCUCUCAGCUUCAGGCCCCACCUCCACUGUGUCAGAUCACUGUGCGGAUUGGGGAGGAAGCCAUUGUCAAGCGUCGCAUCUCAGAAACUGACCUGCGUCCUGGAGAGCUGAGUGGAGAAGAAGUAGAGGAGAGUGAGGAAGAGGAAGAGGAGGAGGAGGAGGACCAGGAGGAAUCAAAGGCUGGAGGGGAAGAUCAGCUCUGGAGGCCCUACUAUUCAUACAAGCCUAAGCGUAAGGCUGGAGCUGCUGCUAGCGGGGUCAGCGGGGUCAGCGGACCGCCCCGAGGACGGAGACCACCACGCUGGAGGCAGAAGCUGGAACGAAGAGCCUGGGAGGAGACCCCGCCGGUGGAGGGCCCAGGAGGACGAGGACGUGGUGAACGCAGGCACCGUUGUGGGGACUGUGCCCAGACCUUUGCCACUCUGAGGAAGCUGAGGAAGCACCAGGAAGCCCACAGCGAGGGCUCCCACAGCUCCAGGACUGGGAGGAGGUCUUCCACCCGAUUCGCCUGCCCCCAUUGUGCCAAGGUGUGCAAGACAGCAGCUGCCCUGAACCGACAUGGGCAGAGGCAUGCGGUGGAGCGGCCGGGGGGCACCCCUACCCCUGUCAUUGCCUAUUCCAAAGGCAGCAUCGGCGCCAGGGCCGGCGAUGUCAAGGAGGAGGCUCCCCAGGAGAUGCAGGUGUCCUCGUCAAGUGGGGAGGCGGGCGCUGCCAGCGCUGCUGCUGUUGCUGAAGCUCCUGGAACGGCCUCACUCCAGGACCCUGUCAUCUCUGGGGGUGAGGAGCCCCCAGGAGCAGGUGGGGGCAGCUACGUGUACCCACCUGUGCAGGAAUUCCCCCUGGCUCUGAUAGGAGGCAGCCGGGAGCCCGGCGGUGGCAGAGGAAAAUCUGGGAAUGAGGGCCCCAUGGGAGCUUCUGAGGGAGACCGGAUGGAGGGGAUGGGGACUGCCAAAGUCACCUUCUACCCUGAACCCUACCCGCUUGUCUAUGGCCCUCAGCUCCUUGCUGCCUACCCUUACAACUUCAGCAACUUGGCCGCUCUUCCAGUUGCUCUCAACAUGGUCCUACCUGAUGAGAAGGGUGGGGGGGCCCUCCCCUUCCUGCCAGGGGUCUUUGGCUACGCAGUGAACCCUCAAGCAGCACCCCCCACUCCACCAACCCCACCUCCCCCAACUCUUCCUCUGCCAGUUCCCCCCAAGGGAGUAGGGGGACCGGCAGGGGUUGAGAGAACCCAAAAGGGAGACGUGGGGUGAGCACUAAGGCCGGAUCCCCCUUUCGCCAGAUGCCACCCUCCCUGGGCCCCCACCACUAGCAGCUCCCUGGCCCCCCUGCCCCUUGGGAGCCCCAUCACACUCUAAUGCAGGGAUUCGGGGGGGCCCUGGAGCUCAGGAGUCAGGCUGCUUUGUGUGAUUGUAGUCUCCCCACCCCUGAGAAGGGAUUUCCGGUGGUUCCCCUCUCAGUCUUUCCAGGGAAUGGCCCCUGAGAGGGGAAGAGCCAGCUCCUGUCCCUUCCCCAGCCCUUGGGGCAACUGAGCAAUAUACUUACCUGAAUCUCUACUUACAGCCCUACCAGCUCUGAAUGUCUAACCUGCUCCCCUGAUUUGUAAACCUGGGGGAAACCAUCUCUCACCUACUGAUGCCUGCUCGUUCUGAAGCUUUCUCUAAGCCCUUCCCCAGAUGCUUCCUAGCACAUUCCAUUCUCUGUGGCCCAGGGCCCGGACCAGACCAUUGUGAUAUCUGACCCACCAGCCUGGAAGCAUGGCUUUGGAUUCCGUUCUUCCCAAGGGUGGGUUUCUCUGUCCUUGUUUCUUUCCUAUUACAAUGUCAUGCUUCCUUGGCUUCCAUGCCUUCGGAUCUUCCAUAUCCCUCCCUGUGCUCCUAGACUUUGGAGAUGGCCUAACCCAAUCCAGGUCAAAAGGAGGUGGGGAGGUGUUCUAUGGCUGAGCACUUUUUCAGUACAGGGCAGGGAAAUCGGGCCCUACCUUUACCCCCAAAUCCAGUGACUCCAGAUUCUUCCAAGACAAAAGAGGUGAAUAGAUCAUAUCUCUUCUGGCCUUUAUAUGUGGCUUCUUUGGGGCUGAACCAGAUUUGAGCACCAGGUGUGAAGCACUCCAUAUAGGAUGGAGAAGAGACUCUCCUUUCUCCCUGCCAAGCCCUCACUCUGGUUUCUUCUAGAUUAGACCAAAUAGCCAGAAAAACGAUGGGGGUUUGAUGUGUGGGUGAGCCCAAGAUUUGCACACAACCUUCCAUCCUCCCCUUAGCCCUGUCCCUCUGCUGUCACUGUCCUCACCAGUCACUCCAGAUGGUUCCGAGGGACCCAUCCUCCUCUCCUGGUGGGCUUUGGGGUAUCCCCGCCGACUUUGCCUCCAAAAUAGCACCUUAUACCCCUCUGACUCAGUUCCCCACACCCAAAGAUCCCAGCCUAGGGAUGGGGUGCAGGGAUUUUAAAUAGUCCCUAAUCCCUAAUUUGCACUAGUUAACCCUGGUCAGGGGUCCCUAUGUUUCCUUCCAGUGGGGAAGAUAAAUAUUUGUUCCUACUUCUUGUUGAAAAUGGGGCCUCCCUAAUGUGUGAUUAGGUGGAUAUUUCCCAUAUUACCCACCUCCCCUCCCCUCAAAACAAAAUAGCUCACAAGGGGAGAGCCAGUUUUGGGGAGCAAGUUUGAUGUGGGAAUUAGAGGAGUAUGACUUUUAAAAGGAGAAAGACUGUUUUAAUCAAAAUGACAGCCUUUCUCUCAGCUACUGUUUUCUGGGGCCAAGAUGGCUGCCCUCUGACCCACUGUGGAGAGGGCAAGAUCAUGGCCUUUGAGGGAGGUGAGUUUGGAAAGGCCAGGAGCAUCCUCCUGCCCCUCCCAACCUCCCUGGUACACAGGGAGGGGAGGAUUUGACAGGCUUCCUGAAUGUUAAUCACGGAGGGAGGGGUCACUCCAUCCCUCCUCUGUCUCUUUGCACUUUUCUUGGUCUUGGCCACAGCCUGAGUGAAGAAUUUCCUACUGAAUGUACCAAGUUCCAGUUUUUAAGGGGGAAAAAGUUUCAAACAGGGAAAAAAUGGGGAAAAAAAAAAAGAAAAAAGAAAAAAAAUCACUAAAAAUUCCCAUAAAUCUUGUUUCUGGCACUUUAGAAAAACUGCAAAAAGUACAUAAUAAAGAAUACAUAUAUAUAUCUACACACAAAUUAUAUAUAUAAAUAUAUCUAUAUAUACAGCGGAACCACAAGAGAGACUGAGGAAGGCCUGCAGGCAGGGGCAGGUGUGACGACAGCCCCUGGUCCUUCACCAGUGCUCCUCUGAGGACGUCAGGAGAGCAGAAAGGCUCAAGAUGGGCUGUGGAAUCGGAACUUCAGAAUAGGUCAAAAUGACAAAACCACAGACCUUUUGGAAGAACUAAGAUUGUAGGUGUUUUUAUUUUUAUUUUUUAAUAUGGGUAGAGUAAGGAGAAUAGCUUCCAGAAUUUGGCAACAAAGAUGUUGUAAAGCAGAAACUUAAAAAUAUGUAUUUGAGCUGGAAAGUUUCAAUAUCGUGAGUUUCAGGUAUUGGAAAUUUGGGGUUUUGCAAUUUUGUCAUUUGGAGAUGAUCAAGUCUUGUCGAUCUGUGCCCUCUUCCCCGUGUUCCCUGAGGAGGAGGGUGAUGGAGUGGGAAGGCCACUGGUUCUGUGCCAUAGCACGCAAGAUUUAGAAUUCUACAGACUCUAGCUCUAUCCGUAGUGAGGACCCAGAUUUAGAGAAACUGACCAAUAUUUAUCUCAGAUUUGUGUGUGUUUCCGAUUCUCCAGGACAAUAAACCAAGCAGACAAAUGAACCGUGUUCACAGUGGGGCGCCAGGUGCGAUUGUUUGUGUGGCUGCUGGGUCGGGGCAGGCACUGGCUUCCCUUGCUCCUAAGGGAUCCUGAGACCUGUAGCCCAGGCCCCCUCCCAGGACCGAUGUCCAGCAGCUGAGCUGAGAGAAGGCUAGCCGCUCUGGGUGCUCCAGUUCACUGAUCUGACCUCCAGGGAGAGACAUUAACUCAGGAGCUGGAACUGAACUCAGUCAGCUGAGUGCUUGCCUAGCACGCAGGAAACCCUGGGUUUGCUUCUCAGUCCAACGUGGUGGCACGCGCCUCCAAUACAAGCACUUGGGAGGUGCAGGCAAGAGGAUCAGAAGUUCAGGGUUAUCCUCAGCUACACAUGGAGUUCCAGGCUAACCUGGGCUUCACAAGGCCCCUUCUCUAAAAUGCAGUGCCCCCUCCUUUAGAAACAUCCUCAAUGAGUACAAGUGCUAGGUUCAAGAGUUCUGUGUCCCAGACUAACCUUUGCCUUAAACCAGGCCCAGCUCUUUUUCUAGUUUGAAGGUACACUGGGGCAGAAACUGCAUCAUGGCCCCGAGAGCUCUUCCUCACUCCUGCGUCCUCACUGGCUUCGUCUUGCCUGCUCUGUAUCCUCGUGUGUCAUACAGGGGUAGUUGGGAAGGUGAGCAAGGCUGGUCAGGUAGACGGGAGCUUUGGAGGAACUCCCGUGUGAACUCCCUGGCCAGAGUGGGCAGCCACUGAGAAGCCCUAGCAGGUUGCCGUCGACAGUCGCGGGUCUAGCGGCACUAGUUUUAUAAACGUUUUCAAGAGAAGCCUGAAAUCCAAAUGUCUGUGAAAUACACCAAUUUUAAAGGUA
This is a messenger RNA of Peromyscus maniculatus bairdii (prairie deer mouse), 6327 nucleotides long. The record is from RefSeq and is a predicted model, not a curated record. Lineage: Eukaryota; Metazoa; Chordata; Mammalia; Rodentia; Cricetidae.